Messenger RNA from Hyposmocoma kahamanoa, 1337 nucleotides. RefSeq lists its product as uncharacterized. The coding region runs from base 595 to 1164 and encodes 189 amino acids. Lineage: Eukaryota; Metazoa; Arthropoda; Insecta; Lepidoptera; Cosmopterigidae. The record is from RefSeq and is a predicted model, not a curated record. The transcript has 4 exons.
CGCAUUUGUGUUACCCACCACUCUACAGUAAGUUAAUCAAUCGCAUUCGUUAAAAUUCACGAAAUUUAUAAAAGAUAGGGUUAGAGUAGGCACCAAUGACUGACUACAGUUGUACUGUCGAUUUAUGUUACAUGUUUAAAAUACGUGUGAAUUUAUAAAAACAAAUUCCAUGUAAACAUUUACUCGCACCUAUCUUACCUAGAACCCUUGUCAUUUGACUCUUCUGUAUUGUUUAACCCAAUAUACGACAAGAAGACCUAAACCUAGUGUAUUUGUUUCUGUUUACCCUAUUAUAUAGCCGUCUCUUUCAUUGUUUGUAAAACCUAAAAAUUCAUAGUAAUAAGGAAAAUUUUACUAUAUACAUACGCACGGAGUUCAUCUCAGUACAUAAGUAGCCUCUACGCCAUAAACUUCUGAAUGGUGGCAGAAAAAAUAGUUGUAAUUGUGAAAAUAUAAGAACGGGAACAAAAAUUAAAAAGCAAUUGCCCAAUCAUCACGCACCAUCUGAAGACGAAGAAGUUUGCAGACAAACGGAGUCGAUGUUACAGAAUAAACGACAACUAAAUUCAGCAAACAAAUCAAGCCAAGGAUAAGAUGUGUUCAGUUGAAAAAUGUUGCUAUUGCCUGCCACUGGACUUGGCCUGCAUCAUCAUAGGAAUCGUCAGCUUGAUCUUCUCCGGCGUAUUGACAGUAGUCUCCAUCGUGUUCCUCUCACUGGAUAUCAGAACAGAUUUCCAGUUGGAGUCGAACCCAGCUGUUGCCACUGAUCAACACAAACUCCAAAGCUUGCUGAACAUCAGUAUCUCUGUGGAAGCUAUAAGAAUCGUGCUUUGCGUGAUUUUGGCUGUGAGCGCGUUGGCUACGGUCGCUUCUGUUUCUUUGAUGAUUGGAUUACAAAAGAGACGAUCCGGGUUUGUGUUGUUCUACUUCGGCUACUGGGUGUUCUUGACCAUCGUCUUAAUGCUGGGAGGCAUUCUGGUCCUGAUCGAGAAACAUUGGGCCAUGGCUUUACUGCUUUUUGGCGCAUCUUUGAUCCUAAUCCACAUGUUGGUGGUGGUGAAUGCUGUGUACGACGGCCUGCAGCGCGGAAAGGUCUUCGGUAUCAGCCCCCAUCGCAGACUAAGCGAGGACACCGACGCCCUUACUACUAGCAUGCACCACUGAUAUUUAUAUUCAGAAGAUUCUUUUUCGUAUUUACAGAAAUCGAGACUGACGUUCGUGACUCAGUAAUAGGUUUUGACAAUCUUAUUAAAUUUAUAUACAAUUUAUACGAAAACGUUAUUCGAAUAACCGCUGUGCCAUAAUUGAAUAGCUAUUGUUCUUAAUGGUAAAAUUAC